AUGGACACCCUCACCAAGAAGACCAUCACCACCAAGCGUGGCUUCGAGUACACGUACUAUGUCUCCCCCGCCGCAGCCGGGAAGCCAACCCUUCUCCUGCACCACGGUUUCCCAGACCAGGCUGAAGAGUGGGAGGACCUCAUCGUCAAGCACCUGAAGCCCGCCGGCUACGGCGUCAUAGCGCCGGACCUUCUCGGAUACGGCGGGACGUCGAAGCCGACCGACCUGGCCGCCUACAAGUUCCGUGGCAUGACCGCCGAUGUCGUCGAGAUUGUCGACGCCGAGAAGGUCGACAAGGUCGUCUCCCUGGGCCACGACUGGGGCUCCCGCGCCGCCCAGAUGUUCUUCAACCUGCACCCCGAGAGGGUGUCGGGCCUCGUCAUGGUCAACUUGGCAUGGUCGGGCGCGAACAAGGGUCCCUUUGAUCUUGAUGCGGUACUGGCCCAGACAGAGCAGGUCUUUGGCUACGGCCUGUUUUGGUAUUGGAAGCUAUUUACUGCGGACGACGGGGCGAAGGUGCUAAACGAGAACUCGGAUAUCCUUUUCGACAUUGCACACUCGCCGGAGGUGUGGAAAGCGACAUUCUGCACCAAAGACGGAAUGCGCAACGCGCUGGUGAACAGAGGCGAGGGUUUCGACAUCAAACGGCAUCCGUAUGCCACCGAGGAGGCCAAGAAGGCCUUCAUCGAGCGCUUCAAGCGGGACGGUUUCGACGGCCCCGUGUGCUGUGAGCUACUUUCCUCCACCUUCAAGGGCCGGCAUUGCAACCUGCCAAAUAACAGCGUUGCCGAGAGGUACAAGAGCCAGGCUUUUGGCCAACAGAGUGAGGAGGCAAACCCCGACAACCAGGUCGUGAACGUCCCUUCGCUUUUCCUUGGGUAUGAGGGAGAUGUUGUCUGCAGGAAGGAGAGCAUACUGCCCUUUGUCGAGGCCGGCGCGCUACCGCAACUGACGAAUGUCACCCUGGAGGGUGGUCACUGGGGAUUGCUGGAAUUCCCAAAGGAGUUCGGGGAGAGUGUCACUCAGUGGCUUCAGAAGAGCUAUGACACAUAG
Messenger RNA from Diaporthe citri, 1053 nucleotides. RefSeq lists its product as uncharacterized. The coding region runs from base 1 to 1053 and encodes 350 amino acids. The transcript has 3 exons. Gene Ontology annotation, molecular function: catalytic activity. The record is from RefSeq and is a predicted model, not a curated record. NCBI's taxonomy places the organism in Eukaryota, Fungi, Ascomycota, Sordariomycetes, Diaporthales, Diaporthaceae.